Messenger RNA from Salvia hispanica, 411 nucleotides. RefSeq lists its product as uncharacterized. The record is from RefSeq and is a predicted model, not a curated record. Lineage: Eukaryota; Viridiplantae; Streptophyta; Magnoliopsida; Lamiales; Lamiaceae.
AUGGAGCAUCGCUCAUAUUGGGGUGUGAAGAAAUUGAACUUGGAUUUCUUGAAGGCCGGAAAGGAAAGAAUGCUCCACCUCAAUUUGCUAGAUGAAUUUAGGAAUGAGGCUUAUGCCAAUUCCUCUAUUUACAAGGCAAGGUUGAAGACCUAUCACGACAAGAUGAUUGAAAAAAGAGAGUUCUCCCCGGGGGAUGCGGUACUGUUCUACAAUCAUAGAUUGAGGUUAUUCCCGGGCAAGCUCAAGUCUAAAUGGUCGGGGCCAUUCACUAUCAAAAAUGUGAUGACCAAUGGAACAAUGGAGCUUAUUGGGGCCGAUGGAAGUACUUUCAUGGCAAAUGGCCACAACAUCAAGAGGUUCUACACAAGGGAGCAACAAGAUGCGGUCUUCGUUGUGAUCUUGACCGAAUGA